CUAGUAGUACAAGUACUGGAGUAUCUAUGGGAAAAAGAUUCCACUGCUCCACUCUAUUAAUCAUCCAGAUUUCUCCAAGAGAAACCAGUAGGGAUUCAUAAGGACAGAUUAGACAGUUUUCCCUCCUUUGAGAAAAAGGUAUUUGUUUUUGGGAUUUACAAUUCUCUAUAUCCCCCUUAGCGUUAAUGGAAACUAAUAUACAUGCGCUGAUAUGAUGCAAGCUAUCUAUUUUUAUCAAUGUUUUUCCUCCUGAUUUGACUUAAUUUUGACUCCGCUAUUGCUUUUUUAAAAAAAAUUGUAUUUACAACAGUUUCCACAUAAGUAAACAUGGAGCCUUCAUUUUUUUUCGCACACCGUCAUUUGAUAUGGACAGACAAUUCGAAAGUGAUAUUUGUGAGCACUAGAUAUAUUGGGUGUUCUGACUCCUUGAUCUAUAAAUUUGAACAUUUACAAAUUCAAUGAAGGUCCACGUUGGCAGAAAUCUAGCUUCAUUUACACAAAAGGAAAUAAACAAAGCAAGAUGUUGGAUUUGAUCUAGGGAAUCGUAUGAUGAUCAUACGUCCUGCCUAGUUCCGUGCAUAAUGAUUAUCACCUUUUCUAUAAAUAUUUAAAGUUCACUAAAACUAAUACUAACUGAAUUCAAAAUUAUAUGGCAUUUAAGAAUUUGAAUGGUCAAACUUUCUUAGGUUUCACCACUAAUGCAUACAAAUUGUUUAUAUUGGUCACAUGAAAGAAGUGCCAUAUAUCAAACUUUUGAUGAGAAGUCCUCUCAAAUUUUAUAUUUUUGUAAUUUUUUACUAAUAUAUCACUGUAGAAACUGAUGGUCAAUUUUGCUUAUUGAAAAACCUUGUCUUGUCCGAAGCGCCAUAUAUUUUUGAACAUAUCAGAACUAUGACUAAAUGAUUACUUUUCUUAUUGGCCCAUGCAUUACAAGAUACUAACCGAUCAUCAAAAUUAUGACUAAAUGACUACUUUAUUAACCAUGACGCAGUAAAGUUUGCUCGACAAGUAGCUGCAUAACUUGGAUCGUGAGAAGAUGGACGCUUUCACCCAUGUUCCUCCCGGUUUUCGUUUCCACCCAACUGAUGAGGAACUCGUUGAUUACUACCUUAGGAAAAAGGUAGCACUAGAGAAGAUAGACUUGGAUGUCAUAAAAGAUGUUGAUUUGUACAAAAUUGAGCCUUGGGAUCUACAAGAAAAAUGCAAGAUUGGAACUGAAGAGCAGAACGACUGGUACUUCUUCAGCCACAAGGACAAGAAGUACCCGACCGGCACUCGCACCAACAGAGCGACGACGGCCGGUUUCUGGAAGGCCACUGGAAGGGACAAGCCGAUCUAUGUGAAGAACCGCCUCGUAGGGAUGAGGAAGACCCUGGUUUUCUACAAGGGCCGGGCGCCCAAUGGACAAAAGUCAGACUGGAUCAUGCACGAGUAUCGCUUGGAGACCAACGAAAAUGGAAUUCCACACGAGGAAGGAUGGGUGGUCUGCAGGGUGUUCAGGAAGCGACUUGCAAAUGUGCAAAGAAUGGCCGGCGAUUCACCUUACUGGUUCAACGACCACGCCGGGUUCAUGGCGCCGGAGCUCGGCUCGCCGAGGCAGGCGGCCGUGCACCACCAGCAGAGCGCUGUGGUGCACCACAGGCACCCGAGCAGCUACACUUGCAAGGUGGAGCUAGAAUACCAUCACUUCCUUCCCCAGGAGCACUUCCUGCAGCUUCCUCAGGUGGAGAGCCCCAAGCUUCCUGACCUCAUUGGCCCUGUAGCCACCCUGCAACCGUGCAGCCUUACACAGGCGGAGCAUGCCUUCUCCCACUACACGGCGCAGGAGCUCCAGGCCGAGCCGGUCUAUCUGAGGGCAGGGGAUGCAUCAGGCACAAAUUGGAGGGCUCUCGACAAGUUCGUGGCGUCACAGCUCAGCCACGGCGAUACCACCCUGAAGGAGUCAGCUAGUUACCCCAAUCCGGUGCAGGUGUUUCAGCAGGCUGAAGAGAAGGAAGAAGAGGCCUUGGACUACGUGUCGACGUCAGCCUCAUGCGGAGGGGAAAAUAAUUUGUGGAAAUAACAUCAUAAAUUAUAUACAGAUAUACACUAAAUCACUAAUGCAUUACAUCAUACAGAUAAUAACAUUGUGGUGUCAAGGAUAUGUAACGUAUAGUUUAUAAUUAAGUAGCCAACAAAUUUAUGUCAUGAUAAAACGUUAUUGACGAUGAAUAAUAAAUAGUUAUCAUA
Molecule: messenger RNA, 2229 nt
Organism: Phragmites australis (common reed)
Lineage: Eukaryota; Viridiplantae; Streptophyta; Magnoliopsida; Poales; Poaceae
Product: NAC domain-containing protein 7-like
Exons: 3
Coding region: 1037-2062 (341 amino acids)
Biological process (GO): regulation of DNA-templated transcription
Molecular function (GO): DNA binding
Source: RefSeq, a predicted model, not a curated record